This is a messenger RNA of Mesoplodon densirostris (Blainville's beaked whale), 4466 nucleotides long. RefSeq names its product unk like zinc finger (gene UNKL). NCBI's taxonomy places the organism in Eukaryota, Metazoa, Chordata, Mammalia, Artiodactyla, Ziphiidae. The coding region runs from base 1 to 2202 and encodes 733 amino acids. Gene Ontology annotation, molecular function: metal ion binding. The record is from RefSeq and is a predicted model, not a curated record. The transcript is spliced from 15 exons.
AUGCCGUCGGUUUCGAAAGCGGCGGCGGCGGCGUUGAGCGGGUCCCCCCCGCAGACCGAGAAGCCGACCCACUACAGGUAUCUAAAGGAGUUUAGGACAGAGCAGUGCUCCCUGUUUGUGCAGCACAAGUGCACCCAGCACAGGCCAUUUACCUGUUUCCAUUGGCAUUUCCUAAAUCAGCGUCGGCGCAGACCGCUCCGCAGGCGCGACGGCACUUUUAACUACAGCCCGGACGUGUACUGCUCCAAGUACGACGAGGCCAGCGGCUUGUGCCCCGACGGCGACGAAUGUCCUUACCUGCACCGGACGACCGGGGACACGGAGCGCAAGUAUCACCUGCGCUACUACAAGACAGGCACAUGCAUCCAUGAGACAGAUGCCCGGGGCCACUGCGUGAAGAACGGGCUGCACUGCGCCUUUGCGCACGGCCCCCUGGACUUGCGGCCGCCCGUGUGUGACAUCAGGGAGCUGCAGGCCCAGGAAGCCCUGCAGAACGGCCAGCUCAGUGCUGGGGAUGGCGUCCCUGACCUGCAGCCUGGGGUCUUGGCCAGCCAGGCCCUGAUGGAGAAGAUCCUGGGCGAGGACCCCCGGUGGCAAGAUACCAACUUCGUGCUAGGCAGCUACAAGACAGAGCAGUGCCCCAAGCCGCCGCGCCUGUGCCGCCAGGGCUACGCAUGCCCGCACUUCCACAACAGCAGGGACAGGCGGCGGGACCCCCGGAGGUUCCAGUACAGGUCCGCCCCCUGCCCCAGCGUGAAGCACGGUGACGAGUGGGGCGAGCCCUCCAGGUGCGAGAGCGGGGACAGCUGUCAGUACUGCCACUCGCGCACAGAGCAGCAGUUCCACCCCGAGAUCUACAAGUCUACCAAGUGCAACGACAUGCGACAGACUGGGCACUGCCCUCGGGGCCCCUUCUGUGCUUUUGCACAUGUGGAGAAGAGUCUUGGAAUGGCCAGCGACUGGGGCUGCCGAGACCUCACCUCCACCAGCGGCCCUGCGGCCCCCAGCGGGCAGCCCGGACAUGCAAAGCGGAGAGAUUCACCUGCUGAAGGCAGCCAGAAGGCCAGCGAGCAGGACAGUAAGCAGAGCCACCUGGCGGUGUUGGCGGUGGGUCACCCCCUUGCUCCCAGCGUGAGUUCCAGCCUCGCAUCCAGCCUGGCAUCCAGCACUGGCUCAGGCGGCUCCUCUCCCACCGCUCUGCCCACUGUCUCGGCUCGUGCCCACCCUCUUGACCCCACUGGCAGCGCCGUCGAGGCGGUCCCAGGAUCCUCUUUAGACCUUCACCUCGGCGACAUCAGCCUCGUGCCCCCAGAUAAGGACCUGGAGGAGCACGACAGCCGUGACCUCGGACCCACAGGUCAGCGGUCGCUGGGGGGCUCGGCGCCUGUGGCCAUCCCAGGCUGUCUGCCCCGCUCCCCGUCCCUGCAGUCCUCGUCGUCCCUGUCCGCCUCCCCACUCGGCUCCUUCUCCCAGUCCCUGUCGGGGCCGCUCGUCUCCUCAGCCAUGACGCCCCCCCAGCAGCCGCCAGCCCUCAAGUCGGAGCCCCGAGCGCUGGGCCCCCCAGCCCCGUCCUACAACUCCUUCGGCUUGAAUGGCGUCCCCGGCAGCAUCUGGGACUUUGUCUCUGGCAGCUUCUCUCCCAGCCCGUCCCCCAUCCUGAAUGCUGGCCCCACGGCCCCUUCGGGCGCGAGUCCAAACAGUGCCGAGCUGGCCCGGGUCAGGCGGCAGCUGGAUGAGGCCAAGAGGAAGAUCCGGCAGUGGGAGGAGUCCUGGCAACAGGUGAAGCAGGCCUGUGAUGCGUGGCAGCGGGAGGCCAAGGAGGCCAAGGAGCGGGCGCUCGCGGCCGACAGCGCCCGGCAGCUGGCGCUGCAGAAGAAGGAGGAGGUGGAGGCCCAGUUCCGACGGCUGCAGGAAGAGCUGGAGGGCCGGGGCUUGGCCUCCGUGCUCCCCGGGCUGCGUGGCUGUGGUGACAUCGGCGCCAUCCCCCUGCCGAAGCUGCAUUCGCUGCAGAGUCAGCUGCGCCUCGAUUUGGAAGCAGUGGAUGGGGUGAUCUUCCAGCUGCAAGCGAAGCAGUGCGGAGUGUGUGGGGAGCGGGCCCACAGCACUGUCCUGCGGCCCUGCCAGCAUCGUGUGCUCUGCGAGCCGUGCGCGGCCAGCGCACCCGAGUGCCCCUACUGCGCGGGCCAGCCCCUGCCCUGGUGACGGCCACCUGGUCGCCCGCCUCCUGGUGCCACCGACGUCGGGACCCCAGCCCCAAACCAACCACCCAUGGUCUCGUACUCUCCUCACAGACCCUGAAGGCCCUGUGGGGCUCAGCGGGCAGGGUGACUCUGCGGGGUUUGUGGUCCUGACGCCACUGUGACCGGAUCCUGGGAGUUCACAUCCCGAGAAGCACUUUGUAGACGGAAGAGUUUAGGCAGACGUUCCGAGUUGCUAUAAGCUGCUUUGAGGUUCAUGUUUUUAAUAUGCGAUAAUAUGAAGCUUUAUACGUGUACUGUGAACAGAGUAUUUCCUAUCGGUCUAUUGUUAAUCCAUAGUACGGUAAACACAUUAGGUUUCAUAUCUGAAAUUAGUACUUACGAAGUGAGCAUUUAUCUAGUAGUGAGAAAUGCCUAGGAUUUUUACUGUUUCCAAAUUAAGUGCAAACUAAUAGUAUUUAUAGCAGAGUGAUUAUUGAGAGACACAUAUACAUGUAGAUGUUUUUAAUUUUAUGAAGGGAACUCAUUUCCUGAACACGUGCACAUUAACUGGAGCGUCAGUGACAGCGCCCCGCGCCUGCGGCCUCCCGCUCAAGUGCCUGCGCCUAGGAAAGCCAAGGAGCUGCGUGCUGUCCUUUCUCCCCUGGACUUGGUCAGCGUGGUGACAGUGAGCAGGGCAGUGGGGUGGGGGACCCGAAGGGGCGGGCGUCACACUGACUGUGCAGAGCCGUGUGGUGCUCCCCCUUCCCAGAGCUUGCUGGCGGGCGUCCUGGCUGGAGCCUCUCUCCACCCAUGUGGGAGACCCUAGCCAGCCUCCAGGGCGACACUGCACCAGAUCUGUUUGUGCAGGUGUUAUGUUUGAGGGACCAUGGGGUUGGGGAGGACCCGGCCGCCGAGCGGGGGCAGGGUGGCAGAAAGGCUGCUGGGAACGGGUCAGAUUUUAGUGCCGGCUUCAGUCUUUUCUGUCUGCAUUGGGUCACCUUCCCUAGGAAUCUGGGAGGAAGUAAAACCUGUCUGUAGUUGACCCAGACUUUGCUCUUGGCAGAUCCAGAUUGGCAUGAGAAUCUUCCCAGAGUGUGCCGCCAGGUGCGGAGCAGGGGCUGGGCCCUGGCCCGGAAGGGACGGGAUGCCCCCUGCUUGGGGCUGUGCCAAAGACUUUAUAUAGCAUUUUUUAAGUGCAAGGUGACUAGGUAAAAAUUUUUAUCAGUGACCAAAUUAGAAUGUAUUUACUAUAGUGAGAAGUUUAAGACCUUUUUUUUUUUUUUUAACAUAAGACAAACUGAUAGGAAAGCUGUCAUUUUUUAAGGUGGGUCCAUGGCAUCGUGCAGCUCGCCCGCUGCUAAAGGUAACUAUAUGACUUGGUUGUAGUGAAUCUACUUUGUUUCUAAUUAUACUGAUAAUGAUUUAUUAGCUCUUAGAAAUUACGUAUAUUUUGUGCUACUGUUAUCACUGUUUAAAAUUCUUUAUUUUAUUAAUAUUUAUGCACUUGUUUCCCAUUUCAGGCCUUUGGUCUUCUGGGGGGAAAACAGGACAAUGUUUGUUAUUGACAUCUAGCCUAGAUAUUUUCAAAUUAUAAGCAAGAACAAUUAAGCUUUAGGUGUAUUUAUAAGCUAUUCCGGUCAGUUCUUUCUGUGGGGUUCGGGGGGGUGGUGGAGGUGCCCCCUCCCAGGCACUCGCUGGCUCUGAGGACAGGUGUGCGGUGGGAAGACCAAAGAACCACCCAGAGUGGAGCUCCCGGGGCUACGUCGGGGCCCUCCCACCUCUGCUGCCUGGCUGCGGUGGCCCUGGUUUUCUGAGGGGCCACCCAUGCUGGGCUCAGCUAGGCUCAGCGUCUCAGGGUGUCACCGCCCCGCACUCGGGUUAUGAAGGGGGGCGCUGGGUGUAGCAGCUGAAGCUGUGUGGUGCUCGGCGAGGCCGUUUUUGUUGCCGAAUCUGUCAGCUCCUGAGUAUUCAGUAUUAGCAGUGAUGUUACAUUGUCACACCAUUUGUGUAACUGUGGUCAGCAGAAGACCAUGACUCAGUGUGGAUGCUUCAUGUGGAUUAAUUUAUGGAAGCCCCAAUCUGUAUGUCUGUUUUGAGUAUUUAGAGGAGAAUGUUAUUGGAAUGGAAUUUUCUUAACCCAGAAGGUAGUAUUUAUAAUGCAUAAUCAUUUACUUGUAGUGAAUUGUUUAAAGUUAACACUUGUUCAAAUUUUUUUACACUAUAGCAUUUAUGCAAUGGUUUACAGAAUUCAUGGAAUUAUUUUUAUCAGUAGGGAAAUUAAUUAAA